Molecule: messenger RNA, 486 nt
Organism: Lactuca virosa
Lineage: Eukaryota; Viridiplantae; Streptophyta; Magnoliopsida; Asterales; Asteraceae
Source: the annotation of a GenBank genome assembly
AUGAAGCAUGUCUUAAAUGGUGAAGAAGAGCAUGAAUCAUGGGCUACGGUGAAGGUGUUGAAUGAUUCAAGACCAGUUAUCUACAAAAUAUCCGAGUCCCUUGUCAAUACAUGUCUCCCUUCAGGUUAUCCAUAUAGGCGAGUUCAUAAGACACAAUUUCAUAUCGAGUUCUCUUUCUCUCAACAAACUGUUAAUCAAAGUGUCAUUUCUCAUGGAACUAAAACCUACUGCAAUGUGAAUGAAGGGUAUCUUAGAUACACACAAUUUCGAGCAUUACAACACUUCUCCAGUGCAACAUUAUUUGUCUUAUCAACUCAGUCACUGUUACAUGCUGCAGGAUUAAGACCUACACCACCACAAGCAACCACAACUAGUUGGAUACGUAAGGAUGGAAUGCAACAUGUGGGAAAACUAAUGUGCAGCAAGUUAGGUGAAAAAAUGGAUUUUGAACCCAUUAUCGUUAAAAUUCAGUUUAAGAUGUAUUGA